AUGGUCAUUGUUUCCUGACUGCAAAACAAACUGACUUUCAAAAGAAGAUCUGUUGCAACUUCUUGUCCAAGAAACUGUACCAUGAAGUUUCAUCUACUUUUCUUUAUUCUGCUUUUUUCAGUCACAAUACUAACAGCCAAAAGGAGUUAUCCUGAGUAUGGUAGCUUGGAUUUGAGGAAAGAAUGCAGAAUGAGUAAAGGACACUGUAAACUUCAGUGCUCUGAAAAUGAAAUUAGGAUUGCUUUCUGCAUAAGACCUGGAACACACUGCUGCAUCUAG
Messenger RNA from Rattus rattus (black rat), 279 nucleotides. It is a transcript of the gene Defb110, whose product is annotated as defensin beta 110. Gene Ontology annotation, biological process: innate immune response; defense response to bacterium; cell chemotaxis. The record is from RefSeq and is a predicted model, not a curated record. NCBI's taxonomy places the organism in Eukaryota, Metazoa, Chordata, Mammalia, Rodentia, Muridae. Gene Ontology annotation, cellular component: extracellular region. The transcript has 2 exons. Gene Ontology annotation, molecular function: CCR6 chemokine receptor binding; chemoattractant activity.